AUGGAAUCUAUGGGAGACGACUAUGAGUUGAAGGCCCUAUGGUUGUUGGCCACGUUGGGGGAGAGAAGAAAAGCCAAGGUUGAUAUUUGCAGAUGUUGUUUGCUCAUUAGUGGCUCUAAGGAACUGCCUUUGAGAAGAGUUGGCAAUUUAAUGUACGGGUUGGUGUUGGUGUACAAGAGGGAAUGUUUGGCAAGUUGGAGAGACGCCCACGUGUGUCGACAGAUGAUGCGUCAGAUGGCGCCGGUUGCAGUGAAGAGAGAUACAGUGAAGACGGUGAAGAUUCUACGAGAUGAUCCUCGAUUUGACAUUACACAGGGGUUGGUGGAACGAGUAGAGAGUUUGCAAGAGGAGCACUUGGAUGUGAUGUCGGAGAGUCAGGGUUGGGAUGGUUGUGAGGUUGGGUUUGUCUUUGAUGCGGAUGGGGCCGUUGAAGAGGUUGUCGGUGGAGGUGGCGAACGCGGUGAAGGUAGUCAAGCGGUUACUGUCGGUACUGUGAGGAGGGAGAGAGACGGCGGCGACCAUGAUGUCCCGUUGGCGUUAGAGUUUGGUAAUUUCAACCUGUUGGACGACUUGGAUUUCUCACAAGUAACGUGUGAACUAGAGGAGCGUAAUACAGUCGAGGCCAAGGGUAGUGUUGCCACAACUGCCAAGAUCGUUGGUGAUGCUGGCAGUAGCCGCAAAAGACCAAGACGGGUUGUUGUUGAUGACGUUGUUUCAAUCAGUCUCGAGGAGAUCCGGUUGACUGGAGAGAACUACGUGUCUACAUGUACAAAGAGACGGGUUACCAAGGAUGCGGUGGCUUUCAAUUUAAAGUUGUUUCUUGGACGGACGGAAUUCAGUACAGACCUUCUACACUACGGUGAAGUUCUUGAUCUUGAGGUGGAACGAGGUCGUCAAAGAGCACGUUCAAAUUCAACAUCAAGGUCAAGGUCAAGGUCAAGGUCAAGGUCAAGGUCAAGGUCAAGGUCAAGGUCAAGGUCAAGGUCAAGAACAAAUUCAGUUUCUUCUAUUGAGCAAGCAAGAAACGCCCCUGUUGGAUCCCAGUCCCCCCUCCCUAUACCGAAUCUCUCCUUCUCCAAUUCCUUCUCCAAUUCAUGCUCCUAUCAUAACGAUGCACUCAUCUCCAUCAACUUGGAUACGGUCUCCCCACAACUCCAACUGUCAAUGGGUUUGCAGUUCCCGCGCCGCUUCCAAAAUUUGGAAUUUGGAACGCGUCGAGAAGCCGUUUUAGUAUUUCAACAUUUGCUUAUGGAGGCCACACGUGGGAAAGUACGUGUUUGGCAGAGUGGGUUGUUCAAGGAGAUUGUCAUUGAGACCAAAACCAAAACCAAAACCAACACCAACACCAACACAUAUACUUGA
This is a messenger RNA of Pichia kudriavzevii, 1362 nucleotides long. RefSeq lists its product as uncharacterized. The transcript has a single exon. The record is from RefSeq and is a predicted model, not a curated record. Gene Ontology annotation, molecular function: protein binding. NCBI's taxonomy places the organism in Eukaryota, Fungi, Ascomycota, Pichiomycetes, Pichiales, Pichiaceae. Bases 1 to 1362 code for a protein of 453 amino acids.